CACACACAAUUUAUUGUAAUUCAUUGUGUCAGUUAGCGUAUUAAAUGACAUCUGCAUUAUAUAAAAAAAACGCCAUGGCCGUGUUUACAUGUCGUUUGCUGCUCUGCAGAUGCAGGUGGUGGAACAGCUCACGCACUCCGGGAGGCGACUGGAGGUGAACGGUCUGCAGGUCAACGCGGAGCUCACCUGCAUGGACAUCGACCCGCCACGGGAGGGCGCUACAGACUCACUAUCUAAACAAGCUCCUCGGCAAGACCUCCUUGUUCUGGAUACAAACGUUCUGAUCAGUCACCUGGAUUACGUGAAGAAGAUCAAAGCCCACGGCCUUGGAGCCGUGGGCUUCCCCAUCGUGCUGAUCCCCUGGGUGGUCCUGCAGGAGCUGGACUCCCUGAAAAAGAGGCGGGGCACGUCGAGCUCCGUGGCCCGCCUGGCGCCUCCCGCCAUGUCGUACAUAAACGCAUGUCUGAAGAAGCGGGAGCCCAAGCUGUGGGGCCAGUCCAUGCAGCAGGACGUCGCCAUCAGCAGUGAGUGACUCAUUCAGGGACAACAGGGAUGUUCUGUGGUUGUUACACAUUUAUUACAACCGAGAACGGACGCUGACGGUUCACCUUUAAAAACCUCGUCCCCCCGAAUGGGAUGAAAGUGACACAUUAUGGUCAAACUGUGUAAAACAUUACAAUAAACAUAUAUAUUGAUGUUAUAACUCAAA
Messenger RNA from Pseudoliparis swirei, 709 nucleotides. RefSeq names its product transcriptional protein SWT1-like. Bases 89 to 532 code for a protein of 147 amino acids. The record is from RefSeq and is a predicted model, not a curated record. Lineage: Eukaryota; Metazoa; Chordata; Actinopteri; Perciformes; Liparidae. The transcript has 3 exons. Gene Ontology annotation, cellular component: nucleus.